Molecule: messenger RNA, 688 nt
Organism: Symsagittifera roscoffensis
Lineage: Eukaryota; Metazoa; Xenacoelomorpha; Acoela; Convolutidae
Exons: 2
Coding region: 15-686 (223 amino acids)
Molecular function (GO): metal ion binding; mRNA binding
Source: RefSeq, a predicted model, not a curated record
GCAGUACUUCAUCAAUGGCACUUUCAGAACAAUUUCCAGACUCGGAUUACAGUUCUGACGUUCUGGCCUGGUCCCUUUCGAAUGUGAUUUCGGACGACGAGUCGGGCUAUGACUCAAACAGCUACGAUCUCGACAGAGCUACCACAGGAGGCGAGGACAACUUUGAGGGUGAUACUGACGAGGUCUUCCAGACAUCUGUCCAAACUUCCGCCCAUUUUCAAGCCAGCUUUGAAGUUAUUUAUGACUCUCCUCCUCCGUUUAAUGCUCUGGACAGAUUUGUCCAGUCUAAGCGAAAUCCUGGAUACACUAUCAAGAAGUCUGAAGACGCCAAAACUUCGUUGGUUCUCGAGACUAAGACGGAAUCGGGAGAGGUGAAGCGUCGAGCUCUUCUCAACCCAGACCGAUUCAAGACACAGAUGUGCAAAGCUUACUUGCGCGGAUCUUGUUUGUUUGCCGAUCAGUGUCAGUUUGCUCAUGGUGAGAGCGACCUGCGAGCCCCCAAAGUGCACCAAAAGUACAAAACUCAGAAGUGCAAACACUUCGCAGCUGGCAAAUGCAAGCACGGCAACGCCUGCUGGUUCAUCCACGAGAACGAUGUGAAGGAAAAACAGCUCACUGAUGUGAUGAAAAUUCUCUCUAAGAAAUCGGAGAAGGAAAUCGAGCAAUGGGCAUCAAAUACCGAAUAGAG